Messenger RNA from Pestalotiopsis fici W106-1, 1341 nucleotides. RefSeq lists its product as uncharacterized. Gene Ontology annotation, biological process: glucan catabolic process. The record is from RefSeq and is a predicted model, not a curated record. Gene Ontology annotation, molecular function: glucan exo-1,3-beta-glucosidase activity. Bases 1 to 1341 code for a protein of 446 amino acids. NCBI's taxonomy places the organism in Eukaryota, Fungi, Ascomycota, Sordariomycetes, Amphisphaeriales, Sporocadaceae. Gene Ontology annotation, cellular component: extracellular region; cell surface. The transcript has a single exon.
AUGCAUUUGUCAACCAUUUGCAGUGCACUCUUUAUUGGUGCAGCUGCUGCUGUGCCAUCUUCGUCGCUCAAGCUCCCAGUCCGCCCCCUGAGACUCAGAGAUGACAACCGGACCGAGAAUGCCGGCCCUACCCUCGACUACCAGGACAUGAACCCCUUCAACGUCACCUCUGGAGUUGUCAACAAUGGAACCAAGCUUUCUCACAAGAUCUGCUGGUCUCAGGGUGUCCUGACUGAUGACAUGUUUGUCAACUGGACUCACUUCAAGGCCAACGGUGCCAACUUGGGAGGCUGGCUCGAAAAGGAAAAGACUCACGAUCCCAUCUGGUGGGCAUCUUUCGGUGGUGCCGCCUCCGAGGCGUCGGAUGAGUGGACUCUGUGCGGUGAACUCGGCGAUGAGUGUGGUCCGGCCCUCGAGGCACGAUAUGCCGACUUCCUCAACACCUCGACCAUUGAUCAGCUUGCCAGUGUCGGUGUCAACACCCUGCGUAUCCCUACUACCUACCAGGCCUGGGUCAACGUCCCUGGAUCUCAGCUCUACCACGGCAACCAGAUCUCCUACCUCCGCGAGAUUACCCAGUACGCCAUUGAGACGUACAGCAUGCACAUCAUCAUCGGUCUUCACUCCCUGCCCGGUGGUGUCAACAACCUGGACAUUGGCGAGGGUCUGAUGCGUGACGGCUGGUUCUACAACGAGACCAACCUGGACUACAGCCUGCAGGCGAUUGACAAGAUUCUCGAGUUUGCCCAACAGAGCGGCGCCCUCAACGCCUUUACCAUUGCCCCCAUCAACGAGGCCAGCGACGACCUCUCAUCCUUUGGUACCGCUGCCGGUCUCUCGGACAAUGCCACCAGCUGGAUCCUCAAGUACAUGGAUGGUGUCUUUGAGCGUGUCGAGGCCGUCGACAAGCGCAUUCCCGUCAUGCUUCAGGACUGCUUCAAGGGUGCCUCCUUCUGGGCCCCGCUCUUCGAUACCUCCAAGAACCUCGUCUUUGACUCUCACGUCUACUACUUUGCCGCUGCUGGAACUUAUUCCGCAUGGGUCAACCCCGCAGUGUGCGGACAGGCCGAGUACAUUGCCGAGGAGACAACCUUCCCCGUCUUCAUUGGCGAGUGGGCGCUGCAGGUCAUGUACAACAACACCCUCGAUGGCCGCAAGUCCAUCUUUGAUACCCAGCGCUACGCCUGGCAAAAGUAUGUCUCUGGAGGUUCUUUCUGGACCGCCGUCUCGUACGCAACCACAGAGGUCGACGGUGAGGGCACUCAGAGGGAUUACUGGAGCUACAUUGAUCUCAUCAACGCCGGUGUGAUUACCAGUGCUACCAACAGCAGCUACUGCUAA